UGUGAGCUCGAGAUAUGGUGUUUCACCAGCAAGGUGAUAACCGGCAGCGGCGUGGUAAGACGAGAUACCGAUCAGACAAAGGACCUAGCGCCUCUCAAAUCUGUUUCUUUGACUCUCUCUCGUAUCUCAUAUGUCCCCCAUCAUGAGUGACAAAGCUGUGAAUGUAGAGGGCGGUCUUUGUCGAGUCGGGUGGCAAAUAUGACCUUCGCUUGGUAUCAGCCGAACAUGCUCGUCCGAUUGACCAUCUCCUCUAGCUUCACGCAACCACGUUUUGCUUCUGACUUCGCAGGUCGAGCCCUACCAUGCACCGCACCAUACAGAUCACAGCUAUCAAUCAGCCAGAGGCCGCCAUGUUCUCCUUCGAGUGCUCUGUCUGCAGCGAAGGUUUCACGGAGCCGACAACGCCUCGCAAGAUCGAUGGAGAUCCGAUCUGUCAUGACUGCGUUCUCGAAAGUCUACCACCUCGAUUCGAGGCUGCCCUUAACAAUCCACUCGAUUACCCGGUCCGCUGGGGUAAAGGCGUUGAGGUAAAUGCCGAUGACUUCGAAGACAUACUAAGUGCAGACUUCGUGGCAAGAUAUCACAGACGAGAGGUCGAAUACAACACGCCAGCGACUGAUAGAUUCUACUGUAAACACAAAGUUUUACAGUCGCGUAAGCCUAAGAUCGGCGGCACCCCGCCUGACGAACCCAUAUUCCUCAAGCCCGAACAAAUUGAUGUUGCACAGGGUGAAGCUGUCGACUGCGGUGCAAUGAGAGGCGCUAACCCAGAUCCUAGCCUGGUUUGCUACCAUUGCCUUGGUCAGCAUUGCCGAAGCUGCCGCUCUCCGAUCUAUGAAAUGACAGCUGGCUCACAUGUAUGCACUGGCCCUCCCGUGACCAUUCAACUGACAGAGAUUGAAGGCUUGCAACGAGGCAGAGACUACCAAUACUGCCCCAACGAGACAUGCCACAACCCAGUCAGUCUGCACGACGGAUGCAACCACAUGACCUGUCCAGAACCUGGGUGCAGGACCGAAUUCUGCUACAUCUGUGGACUCGAAGCGCGUGAAGGUACCGGACACUGGAGUGAAGGCGGUUGCCCAAGAUAUAACCAACCUGGUCCCAACGCGUUCUUUGACGACGACGAGGAUGAUGACGAUUUCGCGGAGUUCGAGGAGUGGGAUUUUCUUGCGCGCCCUUCGUCAAACCCGGUAGAGGCAGCGGAAACAGCCCGCUUCGAUCAGGAGGCAAUGCAAGCCAUGGAUGCAGCGCCCAACGCUCCAUGGCUCGCGCGGGCGCUUCUCAGCAAUCUACUGCGAAAUUUUCGUACUAUGCGGAGAACCCUCGAUAGCCUCCACCAAGCGCAAAAUUUGGAGCAUGUGCUCUACAGCUUCAACCUGACAACGGAGUAUAUCCGGUGUGUGUGGCAAUGGCUGAACCACGCGCUUUUCGUCGACCUCCCUCAGCCGCUCCAGGAAAGUCUCAGGCUUUACUUCGGCCUCCAUGAGCGGAAUGAGGACAACUUCACAAUGCGCCUGGAGAUCCUCUUCGUCCGCAACAAUACUGAGCACUGUAUUUGGCCGGACGGCUGGUUGGUCAACCCAACCCAGCGCCAAGAUAUCGUUGGCUCUACAGCCGAAUAUCACGCCGCUCUGGGCAGAGAGUUGAAUUCUGUCGGACAACGGGUGCAGCUUGAUGAUCAUGGCGACCAAUUCGCUUUCUACGAGAGACUAUACACAAGUGUGCUCGAUGCUUUACCGCUAACGCGGCUGACCCACGAAGAGCUGGAGAAUCUGGACCUCGUCGCUAGGGAGAAGUUCCGUAACGCUUUAAGGCUGGUUGCGGGCAUCCAUCUGACUGGACGUGAGAAGGUCCUGCCUUUGCUGGCAAGGACGCAAACCUUGUUGCUGGAGCGGACCGGGCAGUUGAGUCAGGACGACGAGCAAAGAAGAUUCAAGGGUGUGUGGGAGAAUAGGCUCGUAGGUCGCAGUGAGCCUCUUGUCUGAACUCGGUGGUUGUACGUAACAGUCUGCACACGUCUGUUCGAAUGUAUUGUGAGCUUCUCGAGAUGCUUGCGGUAGCCUUCUUUGCGUUCCUGUUCUAGAUUG
This is a messenger RNA of Baudoinia panamericana UAMH 10762, 2090 nucleotides long. RefSeq lists its product as uncharacterized. Gene Ontology annotation, cellular component: cytoplasm; ubiquitin ligase complex. The transcript has a single exon. Lineage: Eukaryota; Fungi; Ascomycota; Dothideomycetes; Mycosphaerellales; Teratosphaeriaceae. Gene Ontology annotation, biological process: ubiquitin-dependent protein catabolic process; protein polyubiquitination; positive regulation of proteasomal ubiquitin-dependent protein catabolic process. Gene Ontology annotation, molecular function: ubiquitin protein ligase activity; zinc ion binding; ubiquitin conjugating enzyme binding. The record is from RefSeq and is a predicted model, not a curated record. Bases 303 to 1988 code for a protein of 561 amino acids.